AUGCACUACUGCAGUACACGUGGAGGGGUUCAUGGCUGGGACUUCCGGGAUGUCCUUUUCUCGGGUUACGCUCCAGACGGUGGCAUGUUCAUGCCCGAGACGAUUCCCUCAAUCUCCCCUGCCACUCUCCAAUCCUGGUGCUCUCUGUCCUACCAGCAGCUUGUGUGUGAAGUGUGUUCGCUCUUCAUUCCUGAGCAGCUCAUCCCAAAACAUGACUUGGAAGGCCUAGUAUCUAGUGCUCUGUCCAAGUUCUCUGUGCCGGAUGCAGUGAAGAUAGUGCGACUGAAGGGCUCUCUGUCCAUCUUGGAAUUGUUCCAUGGAAAGACACUGGCUUUUAAAGAUCUGGCUAUGACCUGCACCAUACGCUUCCUGGAGUACUUCCUGCGCAAGGACAACAGACGUGCCACCGUCCUUGUUGGAACGUCUGGGGAUACUGGAAGUUCAGCCAUCAGCAGUGUGUGUGAUCUUAGUGCGGUGGAUAUAGUGGUGGUUUUCCCUCAUGGACGAAUCACUCAGGUGCAAGAGAGACAGAUGACCACUCACAUAGAGGACAAUGUCCAUGUUUUUGCAGCGGACGGAAGUUCGGAUGAAAUCGAUGUGCCUUUGAGGAAGCUGUUUGCUGAUCAGGACUUAGUCAGUCGCUAUGGUCUGAUGAGCCUGAACUCAGUGAACUGGUCACGCAUUCUGGUGCAGCUCGCGCAUUUUAUAUAUGCCUACCUACAGCUGAGUGGAGUUCAGGAUACAGACGGAGAUGGACUACCAGCUCUAGAGGUAGUGGUGCCCACAGGAGGGGCAGGAAAUAUAACAGCUGGAUGCAUUGUAAAGCACAUGGGGGUUCCCCUGCACCUCGUGGCCAUGGUGAACUCUAAUGACGUUGUGCACCGUGCAGUUCAGAGUGGAGAUUUCUCCAUGGCCGACAGCGUCAAGCAAACUCUGGCUCCAGCCAUUGAUAUUCAGGAUCCUUAUAACAUGGAGCGUGUGUUCUGGUUGUUAUCUGGGAAAGAUGGAGCUUUAGUAAAGAAGAUGAUGGAGCAGUUUCAGGACACUCACGCACUCUCUCUACCUGAAACACUCCACAAAAAGUUGUGUUCAGUCAUGUGUUCAGGUUCCGUGUCUGAUGAGGGGAUAAUGGAGGCCAUAAAGAGGUGCUGGGAGGAAAAUCAGUAUUUGUUGUGUCCUCAUACCGCUGUGGGAGUCUGGCAUCACUACCACUGUCCUGUCCGUAAUGGGGAGAACAGGUGUUGCAUUGCGACAGCCUCUCCAGCCAAGUUUCCCGAAGUGGUACAGAAAGCAGGCCUGACCAUUGACCUACCUGAAGCGGUGAGGCAGCUGGAAAAGAUGGAGACUCGCUAUAAACAUCUAGAGCGAAGCGAGAACUGGGAAACCGCAUUAAGAGAGCGCAUCGAGGCGAUCGGCUCUGCACGACAACAUGGAACGCUGUUUUAUACAUUAUAG
Messenger RNA from Neoarius graeffei (lesser salmon catfish), 1455 nucleotides. It is a transcript of the gene thnsl2, whose product is annotated as threonine synthase-like 2. Gene Ontology annotation, biological process: 2-oxobutyrate biosynthetic process; dephosphorylation. Lineage: Eukaryota; Metazoa; Chordata; Actinopteri; Siluriformes; Ariidae. Gene Ontology annotation, molecular function: pyridoxal phosphate binding. The transcript has 8 exons. The coding region runs from base 1 to 1455 and encodes 484 amino acids. The record is from RefSeq and is a predicted model, not a curated record.